CCCGGUUUAACAGUCUGCGGACAAGGGUCUUUCGCAUUGAUGUCCGCAGCGAUAGUAUUGGCAGCCGUACUGGGCGGUGGAGUACUACUCAUCGCUCGCCGUAUAUUUUCAAGAGGUUCAUCCUUCAAGAUGUUGCGCUAUCCGUCCGGAACGAUGCGUGGAAAGACUGUAAUAAUCACUGGAGCGAACAGUGGCAUCGGGAAGGCCACCGCUGCAGAGCUGCUGAAACUGCAAGCUCGCGUUAUUAUGGCCUGCCGGGACCAGCAGAGGGCCGAGGAGGCCGCACAGGAGAUACGUCAGGAGGCCGGGCCAGAUCAGGGAGAAGCCGUAAUCAAACUCCUGGACCUCGCUUCUUUGAAGUCGGUGCAAAACUUCUGUGAGGAAAUAAUCAAGGAAGAGCCAAGGAUUGACGUGCUGAUCAACAAUGCAGGGAUCUACCAGUGUCCUUAUACUAAAACAGAGGAGGGAUUUGAGAUGCAAUUUGGGGUCAACCACCUUGGCCACUUCCUCCUGACCCACCUCCUGCUGGACCUCCUGAAGAAGUCCGCCCCCAGCCGAAUCAUCGUGGUCUCCUCCAAGCUCUACAAGUAUGGCGAGAUCAACUUUGACGACCUGAACAGCGAGCAGAGCUACAACAAGGCUUUCGCCUACAGCCGCAGCAAGCUGGCUAACCUGCUGUUCACCUGCGAGCUGGCCAAGCGGCUGGAGGAAACGGGAGUAACCGUCAACGCCCUGACCCCCGGAAUUGUGCGGACCAACCUGGGGAGGCAUGUUCACAUCUCGCUCCUGGCCAAGCCGCUGUUCCAUCUGGCUUCCUGGGCAUUCUUUAAGAGUCCCCUGGAGGGAGCGCAGACCUCCAUUUACCUGGCUUGCUCUCCGGACGUGGAGGGAGUCCAGGGGAAGUGCUUUGCCAACUGCAAAGAGGAGGAUCUGCUGCCAAAAGCCACGGAUGAAGAGGUGGCCAGAAAGCUGUGGGACAUCAGCGAAGUUAUGGUGGGGAUCACUAAAUGACUGGCCAGCUAGGAAUAGAGAAUAUCGACACAGAGAUAUCAUGCAAAUAUAAGAAAGAUGUGCCACAGAAUGUGUGGACCAUGCGUGAUCUGACUGGCUGUGAACAAAUAUAUAUACAACAUGAUUUAUUCUGAAGUCAUGUGGCCUGAUGUUUACAUAAAUAUUGCACUUUAUGUUUCAGUAACUCAAAAUGACAAUAUUUUUCCCAGUGGUUAUUAUUGUAGCAUUUUCUGACAACUUAAACAUAGUGUAGCUUAAUUAAAGCAACACAGUGAUAAGGAAGAGCCAUCUUUAAGAGGUAAAGAUGCAUAUCUUUCAUUUUACCAUUGCAGACAUAAGCGUUGAUCAUUAAGCGUAUUAGAGAAGUGAGAUUGUGUGCAAUAUAACACAUAUGCU
This is a messenger RNA of Megalops cyprinoides (Indo-Pacific tarpon), 1407 nucleotides long. It is a transcript of the gene rdh14a, whose product is annotated as retinol dehydrogenase 14a. The transcript has 2 exons. The record is from RefSeq and is a predicted model, not a curated record. Bases 40 to 1011 code for a protein of 323 amino acids. Lineage: Eukaryota; Metazoa; Chordata; Actinopteri; Elopiformes; Megalopidae.